Molecule: messenger RNA, 2435 nt
Organism: Symbiodinium necroappetens
Lineage: Eukaryota; Dinophyceae; Suessiales; Symbiodiniaceae
Source: the annotation of a GenBank genome assembly
GUCGCAAGGCUGGUUUUGUACGCAAAGAGCCAGCUGCCCGGGGUCGAGAUCUUGAUGAGCAAGAAGGAUGUGGCGGGUGCCUUUCGGCUUCUAUGGGUGGAUCCGGGUGAUGUCGAGCUGUUCGCGGGCGACUUGCCGUGGGUCCCAGAAGAGAUGGAGGAGGGCAAGCCGGUGGACCACGUCGCCAUGACGAUUGUCUACCUGGUCAGCUCUUUUGGGUUCUCGGGCUCCCCGGGCGAAUGGACUGUUUGGGGAAAGGCGACGGAGGAGUUUCUGAGAAAGCAUUGCCCAGCGUGUCCCCGGCGCGACCUGUCAUGGGGCUUCGAGAGCCGCAUCCUCGUUGACGACAAUGUGCUCGUGGAGCCCAAAGUCGGUUUGAGACCAUGGGUUGCGAGCGAGGUGUAUGAGCUCGGCGUGAAAACUUUGCUUGGCGAGGCUGCCGUGAACCAGGAGAAGGACUUGAUCGAGGGCCCCUUCCGCACGUUCCAAACUGUGUGGGGCCUCGACAUGGAUACCGCCACGGAGGAAAUUCAUCUGCCAGAGCGGAGGAUCAUCAAAGGGGCCACCCUGUUGAGCGAGCCCGCCUUCGAGUAUGGCAACAAGGACCUCGCAGUCCGGGCGGUGCAGCGGUUCAGGGGCAUCGCCACUGGGUGGACCGUAAUUGUCAAAGGCUUGAAAAACGAACUGAAGGUCGAGCCGAAGGUCACCGAACCCGCUGACGAGGAGUCCGUCGACGAGGCUUGGCGGGACCUGUGGGAGCUCUUUGAGGAGGCCCGGAGCUUCUACCUGUUCGUGAACGUUUGGCUCUCGGGGGAGUGGGAUGCGGGCACUGUGUUCGUAUCCUCUGAUGCAACCAAGACCAUGAUCGCGGCCAUCGACUGGACCAAUGGGAUGGUGAUGCGAAUGCCGGCGAAGGCGGCAGCGACGUGGGUCCAGCAAUGCGGGGAUGACGACGAGAUUGCGAUCCACGUCGCCGAGAUGCUCUCCUUCCUGGCCUUUGCGUGCCACGUGGGGGAGACGUGGCAGGGCAAGGUGGUGCUUUACGGCGGAGACAACAAGAUCGUCCGCGAGUGGAUUGUGGGACGAAAGGCAGGUACUCGAACAGGCCGAAUUUUGGUGCGCCUGGCCAACGUGCUCGAAAUGAGGUACCGCUUUGUGCUCGUCGCGACUUGGUGGCGGACCUUCCACAAUGUUCACGCCGACCUGUUAACCCGGUGCUCCGACGAUGAGUUCCUGGAGCUGGUGAACCAGAAGGGCUGGAGAGUGGUGGAUGUGGUCGGCUCUCUUCGGCAAGCGGUGGCAGACUCCGAGCGCUUUGGCCCGUGCCUGUUGGCUUGGGGUGAGGAAGAUCGCCGGGUCCUCAUGCAGCUUAAGCAGCGCCGACUCAAGAGGGCGCUUCCGCGAGCACUCAGCCCCGAUUGGGGGGCCUUCAAGGCGGUGGAGUUGUGCGGCCCAAACAGGAUUGUCACGGACUUCGCUGAUGCGGUGACCGCGGCGGGGGGACAAUGCAGGCGGGCUACGUGGUCGGGUCCCGUGAAUGCGGGCGAGGUCGUCUUUGCCUCCCUCCCACCGGAUGUCCAUGGCAAGUGCUUGCGAGCGGUCACCGAGGCGGUGAUCGAAGGGCGGCCUCUCCUUGUCGUCCUGGAAGGCCCACGUCAGGCACCAUGGGAGGAGGCGACGCGUUUGCUUGAUGAGGCCCAGUGGUCCACCGAGCUCAACGAGUACCUUACCAGUGAGUUCGGGGAGUUCGCGGUGAGGCGAAGGAAGUGCCUGAUUGCGACCGUUGUUUUUGCCUUGGAAGAUGCCUUCAGCACCGCGACCUCGAGAAGUGUGCUUGGCCCACCGAUGAGCGCAGCACUGUGCCCGACGAAGCUGGUGCCGAACGAAGCCUGGGUGUACCCAGACAAGCUGGUCGUUGAUGCUGGGAUACCCCGCGAACCUCUCCUACCUCUUCUCAAGGGUCACUACUGGCUACACGGAGAACGGAUGAAGGACUUCACAGAUGUUUGGUUUGGGAUCCCCGGGGACCUCCAGGUAUGGCAAUGCCAAGGCAGGGACGCGAAGCUUUGGGCCGAUCUGGUGCGCAGGGGCUUCGGGACGGAUCACAUCCUUCUCGAAGGCAGCAAGGCCACGGGGGGCCAAACCGCGUCUGCCUUGGUUUUGAUGGCCGGCUACAUGAUCAAGCCGGAUGGACGCGCCGGAGGAUGCAACGACCCCUUCGACGAUCUGAACGUCACCAAGCUCCUGGAGUGGUUGAAACGUUGGAAGCGGGGUUUGUUCCCUCGGGCUGGCGACGAUGGUCGAGCCGGGGGGCACGAGAACACCGUCGAGGAGGAGAUCUACGAGGAACACCGCGGACGAGGCGUUUCGGGCGAUCACCAACGACACGCUGGAGCUCACCACCGACGGCUUGUGUGGCGAUGGGGCGACGGGCU